GACAGAGCGCGAGCCAAGGUGGGGGGAGAGAGAGAGAGAGAGACACAGAAUCUGAAGCAGGCUCCGAGCCGUCAGCACAGAGCCUGACGUGGGGUUCAAACUCACAAACCGUGAGAUCAUGACCUGAGCUAAAGUUGGAUGUUUAACUGACUGAGCCACCAGGAACCCCCAUAGAAGUGCUUUUAAACCCAUCAGGGUGUCAUGUGUAAGAGGUAGCACAUUUACCUUCGUGGGAAGAGAAUUAGGACUGAUGGGUGAAAAUUACAAGGUGGGAUAUUUUGGUUUCAACAUGAAGGUUAAUUUUCUGAAAAAAACAUCCCCCAAACUCAAGAGGCUACUUGGGAAUAGUGGGGCUCAAGUCUGUGGAAGAAACCACGUCAUGCCGAGUUUUCCAUGGUUCAGGAGGUGGGGAGAAAUCGAUCCCAGUGUUUUGGUGGGUGUAGGACAUUCAUGGGUGACCUACUCUGAGUUACCAUUGGCCAGUUGCAUAGCGGUCUGCCAGUGUUGGUCGUGUCUUUGUCGUCUUAUCCAGGAGGGAGCUUUUAGGCCAGGCCAGAGGGAAAGAGGGUACCACUGAGGCAGAGGAGUAAGGGAAAUAUUUGGGACCGGUGGGAUCUGGCAAUGUUUAUCUUCCAGAUACGGCUCUAACACUUGACCAAGGGCUAGGGAGAGAGGAAUGACUCAGAGAGUAAAUGGUCCUGACCUUCCGUCACUUCCCAAACCAACCUCCCACACAGGACCGUUUGUAAACAACGCAAGGGAACAACAGUUCCUUGUAGAUUCUGUAAAUGUGAUUAAGGUUCUGCUGAAGACAGAGGUUCAGAGUGUGCCCAAGGGUAGGGGCCAGGAGAUAGGACCAGUCAGGGGUCUGGGGUCCGGGGCAAGGGCUGAGCUGCAGCCUGUGUGAGUUUUCUCAUCAAAGCGUUACGCUGAUUUAGGCCCUGGGUAUUGGGCCAUUUGUGUCCUGUGCGUUCCCUCGGAGGCAGUCCAGUGCGGGUUUAUGGAGAAGGGGCUGCAGAAUAGGACAGCCCCUGGCUUGACUCUGAGCCUGGCUACAUAUUAGCCUUGUGGGUUUAGGUUAAUUGCUUCUCUACUGUGAGUCUGUUUCUUCAUCUGUAGAAAGGGCAGUGAUUGUGCCCUCCUUACCUGAUAGGUAUGGGGACUGAAUGAGACCUCCCUUCAUAAGGCACUGAGCACCAUGUCUGGCACACGAUUUAUUAUUAUUAUUGUUAUUAUUAUUAUUAAAUUAACCUCUGUCUGUGAAAACCAUUCUCCCCCUCCUGCACCCUCUUUGCUUUUCUAUGGCCGUGAACCUCGUCACAGGCACAUUUGACACUGAAAUCCCCCUGCUGGACCUCACUUGGUUAACAAGAAUCACUGGGUCCCACACAUGAAAACACCCACAUCCUUGGCCAUCAGUGUUCCGCCACCCUCCCUCCCACCUUCUCUGAUGUGGCAGGAACAGAGAUGUCAUUCAGAGCCUCGGGUCCGGACAUAAGGCAAGAAAUGCCCUGAGGUUACUCACUGUUCACUCAGAAGGAAGAGUAGCCGGCCCAUCCGUAAGGAGGUCUGCACCCAGCACUGGGCACCCCCGAGGUCACCUUGAAGGGCCUGCAGAGGAAUCUGUGUCCUGGUGGCCUUAGGCAGCUGCACUACUGGGUCGAGAUGACCACGGCCACCCCGUUGGGGGGGACUACCUUCUUCUCACUGAACGUGACCACCAGAGAACAGGACUUUCUGUACAAGAGUUCCGGAGCCAUCGUUGCUGCCAUUGUCGUGGUUGUCAUUAUCAUCUUCACCGUGAUUCUGAUCCUGCUGAAGAUGUACAACAGGAAAAUGAGGACAAGGCGGGAACUGGAACCCAAGGGGCCCAGGCCAUCCUCCCCUUCUGCCUUGGGCCCAAACAGCAACAGCGGCCAACACCCUGCAACUGUGACCUUCAGCCCUGUUGACGUCCACAUGGAGACUCGGUGACCCCCACCCUGGUGCUAUCUUGGCCACCAUCCAAAGAGCCUUCUCCCGUCAAGACCCAGAAGCACAUUUCUCCUCUGGCAGCUUCAUUAUGAGUUCCUUCUGGUCGACAGGGGCGUCUCUUAUUCAAUUCCUGAUGCUUCAGGCAACCCCUAACCCUGUCCCACCCUGCACCACCCUGGCUAUGUCCAUAUCCCUAUUGCCCCCCCUUACAAAAAGCUAUGGAACAUUCUUUUGUGAUCUGAUGAGGUAGACCCAGGUUGGGAAUCCACUGAAAUGGAUGUGGCUGUCUUCCCCAAACACAGUUGCUAGACAGACAGACAGACGCAUAGCCCAGGAGUCUUCUGGUCAGGAGGCAGGGGUUAGGGCAUGCCCCCGAGUGUACAACAGGGUCUGCCACUGGGGUCAGAUCAGAAUGAGUGCCAUCUAUAUCCACGGCUUUGCAGAGCAAAGUAUUCAGUCCCAUUAAUCAGGCACGGGGGAACUAACUUGGGCUAACUAACCAGAAAACCAGCUUGUUAAUUUAUAACUUGUUCCAGUACUGGAGGACCGCUAGCUAGCUCACGACAACCGGUCAGCACGUUUCUCCCUCUUUGAGAAACGCUAUGGGAGAAACUAAAUUCUUCUUGAAAUGUUUCUACUUCAUUUGUAAAGAGUCCGAGAGGGACUAGGGUGACCUUGAGGAAUGAUGGCCUCUAGGGCAAAAGCUUAUUGCUGUGUCGCUGGGCCUUGAAUGAGUCUGGGGCUAGUCAGAGCCCCUCUUCUCCCUUUGGGGCUGCGUUAAGCCUGACUCAGCCUCAUUUCCUGGCUCUCCUCUAUUUGGAUUCCCAGCAAUCCUCUCUGUCCGGGUAAACCUUCCUUCCAAGGACCAGUAUUAGAGACUGAUAAGAUUACAGCCCCGUGUAUGUUACCUGCGCCCUUCCCGGUCACCUUGCAGAGAUUCAGGGCACGGUCUCAGCACCACAUUCGCACACCAUGUCUCUGCACAGAGCUGAUCUUUUCGACUCUUUAGCCUGGAGAACAAUCUGUUGAGAGGGGAAAGCAUUUUUGAGAUUAAGAAGACUUGUCUCCCAAGACCUGCCGCCUGGUCGUGUGGCCUUGGAAGAGUGACUUGAGCGCUCCAUAGUUGGUUUGCUAACCCCAAAGUGGGAAUGAUGACAUCUGCCCCCCCGGGGUUACGAUAAUCAGCCACGGACGUAGUGAAGCACCAGGGGUAGUGCACGGCACCCAACAGAUGCUUAAUAAAUGACAGCCAGCAUUGUUUAUGGCAGUCAGAAUAGGUCUUAAAAUCAAUGGGUCCGUUACCGUAGUUGUACUCUUUCUCUCUCAAAAAGCUGGUUUUUAAUCAGUUGUGCAUCUUACCGUUGAAGGCAUCUUGGAAGCAAGGUAAUAAAUCCUUCUCCCGUUCUAGAAAGUAACACACGCUGCCCUUUAACCUCACAUUCUAGGAGUGUCUCCCUCUUGGAGUCAGAAAUCUCCUUUGAGGGGAAAUCGAGGGUCAGGAAGGUAAAAAGACUGACCCAGGGUCACAGAGUCCUGCCAUCCCAUGAUAAAAAUGCUCACUUGAAUAUGUCUGGAAAAAUGCUUGCAAAUUCGUCCUCCCCAGACAACAUUUGUCCCUACUGUGUUUAAAUAUCCACCAAGUACCAGGUCCUUGGCAAGAUGCUUUCACAUAAAUUGUCCCACAGGAUUUAUUUUUCCCAAUAAUCCUGGGAGGUAUUAUUUUUUUCUGUUUGCAGGUGAGAAUUGCAAACUCAAGGAGAAAGGUACUUGCCCAAAGUCCCACAGCUAUUAAGUUGCAAAGACAAGACUCAAACUCACGUCUCUUCGACUCCAAAGUCCCUCUCUCUCUGUUGUACCAAAUUAUUCCCUAACCUCCUGGCUCAAAACACAAGAGUGUGAGCCAAACAAGAGGAGGACAGGGGUCCAUGUGUCUGAGCGGAAGUCAGGAAUCUAGCUUCCAAACUAACAGUGGGGACAAAGCCAUUCUGGUAGCCUCCUUUGGGCUUCCAUGAUUGGAGCCAAAGGACCCCUUUCUAAGCCCAUGGAAGCCCUAAGGAUUCUCGUCUCAUUUCCCCUAACAUUUUCCCCAAGGAGCAAGGGGUAGAAUGGCAUCCAACCAGGGCAAAGCCAUUUCCUUAAGGGCUCAAACCCCAAAUAGAUAUGUUUCCCAAAGAUAUUCUGCUUUAAAAAAAAAAGACGUUGGGAAUGUUCCAGCCCUAAAACCAAACUCUUCUACCCAUAGUGAAAUCUAGUAAUUCCGACCAGAGGAAUUAUCCUCUGGUCUAUGUUGUUCUGCUAAAUGAAAGCUUGGAAGUGAAGGAGGGGAGAGAGGGAAAGAGGAAAGAGGAAGGCCAAGAAAAGGGUUUUAGUGUUUUCUUUUUAACUAAUGGAGAUAACUCAGUAAUCCUUUAUGGGCCCCUAUGUGGAAGUUGAGGUGCCACUAAACACAUUAAGUCAUGGUCCCCGUUCUCAAAGAGUCUGCAGCCGGUCUCCCGAGACAGGGAUCUUGCAACACUGCAGAAUUAUUUCAUUUCUGACAGGUGCAUUUCCUAACAGCAGAUGCUGCCUUAUUGGGCCACUGAGUCAAUAAAAGAUACUAAACAUCUAAAGAAAAAUGUCUAAAAAUAAA
Acinonyx jubatus (cheetah) is the source of this 4603-nucleotide messenger RNA. RefSeq names its product non-compact myelin associated protein (gene NCMAP). Gene Ontology annotation, molecular function: structural constituent of myelin sheath. The record is from RefSeq and is a predicted model, not a curated record. NCBI's taxonomy places the organism in Eukaryota, Metazoa, Chordata, Mammalia, Carnivora, Felidae. The transcript is spliced from 4 exons. Bases 1666 to 1974 code for a protein of 102 amino acids. Gene Ontology annotation, biological process: peripheral nervous system myelin formation; regulation of myelination. Gene Ontology annotation, cellular component: Schmidt-Lanterman incisure; plasma membrane; paranode region of axon.